AAUUAACACUCUAACCUAUUAAAUAUAAUAUAUACAUACAUUGUAUGUAUAUAUAAUUACAAAGAUUGUGCUCCCUUCACUAUUGCUAUCAGCUGUAGACUUGUGAAACUGUGUCCACUGCCAAAAAAUGGCACCCAAAGUUGGAAUCAAUGGGUUUGGUCGUAUUGGCCGCAUCAUACUACGUGCUUCUUUAAAGAAGGAUAUUAAUGUUGUUGCUGUCAACGAUCCUUUUAUUGAGCUGGACUAUAUGGUCUACAUGCUGACAUAUGAUAGUACUCAUGGACAAUUCCCUGCUUGUGUUAGCAAGGAAGGCGAUAAACUGAAGAUUAACAAUACCCUCAUUACUGUGACUAGCGAGAAAGAUCCUGCCUGCAUUCCAUGGAGCUCAGCUGGGGCUGAAUAUGUUGUUGAAAGUACUGGAGUUUUCACCACUAUUGAGAAGGCGGCAGCUCAUUUAAAAGGUGGAGCCAAAAAGAUAAUUAUUUCUGCUCCUUCGGCUGAUGCCCCAAUGUUUGUAAUGGGAGUGAAUCAUGAUAAGUACACGAAAGAUCUCAAUAUUGUGAGCAAUGCUUCCUGCACCACCAACUGCUUGGCACCAUUGGCCAAAGUGAUCCAUGAUGAGUUUGGCAUUGAAGAAGCACUGAUGACCACAGUCCACUCGUACACUGCGACACAGAAAGUUGUGGAUGGACCUUCAGCAAAGGACUGGAGAGGUGGACGUGGGGCUUCCCAGAACAUUAUUCCAAGUUCCACUGGAGCUGCAAAAGCUGUUGGCAAAGUCAUCCCAGACUUAAAUGGAAAAUUGACUGGUAUGGCAUUCCGUAUCCCCACACCUGAUGUUUCUGUUGUUGAUGUUACCUGUCGUCUUAAGAAAGGCGCCAGCUACGACCAAAUCAAAAAAGUCGUGAAGAAGGCAUCACAAGGUAAAAUGAAAGGAAUUCUUGGCUACACAGAGGAUGCUGUGGUCUCAACAGAUUUGCUGGGUGACACCCACAGCAGCAUCUUUGAUGCUGGUGCUGGCAUCAGCCUAAACGACAACUUUGUCAAGCUGGUCUCCUGGUAUGAUAAUGAAACUGGCUACUCCCACCGCGUGGUUGAUCUGAUCAUGCACAUGGCCAAAGUAGCUUGAUCUGAGGUCGGUCUUCUUUUCUUCCUCAUAUUACAAUGUUAAUUAAAAUUUAUUCACUGAAUUAAAAAAAAAAGAAGAAAAAAACAGUUGGUUGUUUAUCUAAUGAAUAUUUUAACAUUGAAUUAAUUUGUUUCAUUUCGCAACACACACGCACACAUGCACAAAACAGGUGGACAGAGAAACUUAUAAGCUAUUGUCCCCCUUCUGCUGUCUAAAUACACACAUAUAUAUAUAUAUAUAUAUAUAUAUACACAUAUAUACACGUGUUUAGACAGCAGUGCUCUAGUAUGAGCGUGGCCAUACUAAAGAACUAUUAUAAACAUACAGACACAUAAUACUACUGAUGCUUCAACUAUUUUCUCUUUUCUGUUUCCCUAAUUGUUUAACAGAUUAUUAAAUAUCUAAAUAUC
Octopus bimaculoides (California two-spot octopus) is the source of this 1539-nucleotide messenger RNA. Its product is annotated as glyceraldehyde-3-phosphate dehydrogenase. The record is from RefSeq and is a predicted model, not a curated record. Gene Ontology annotation, cellular component: cytosol. NCBI's taxonomy places the organism in Eukaryota, Metazoa, Mollusca, Cephalopoda, Octopoda, Octopodidae. Gene Ontology annotation, biological process: glucose metabolic process; glycolytic process. Gene Ontology annotation, molecular function: glyceraldehyde-3-phosphate dehydrogenase (NAD+) (phosphorylating) activity; NADP binding; NAD binding.